This is a messenger RNA of Brassica oleracea var. oleracea, 1208 nucleotides long. RefSeq names its product probable carboxylesterase 120. The record is from RefSeq and is a predicted model, not a curated record. Lineage: Eukaryota; Viridiplantae; Streptophyta; Magnoliopsida; Brassicales; Brassicaceae. Gene Ontology annotation, molecular function: hydrolase activity. The coding region runs from base 1 to 996 and encodes 331 amino acids. The transcript has 2 exons.
AUGAAAGAGACGUACAACGACUUGUAUACCAAGAAAGGUCUCUUGUUUAGUGUACAAAAAGAGAAAGCACAGAGGACUAAGUUUUCUCCCUUUGCAAUGUCUUUGUCGUUGUUGCUUGCAGGGGACAACGGAUCGGACCCGGGGAGGUCGCACCGUUCGCCCACCUUUCUAAGCAGGCCCUGCCCCUGCGUCCCAGCCGCACCUGACCCCUCCCCGCAAGUCAUAUCCAAAGACAUCAUCGUAUCAGACUCCACGUGGAUGCGUCUCUACCUCCCCACCACCGCACUACGUUUGCCUAAACAAAAAUUCUCUCUCGUCGUCUACUACCACGGCGGAGGCUUCAUCACCGGCAGCGUCGACUUCAAACUGUACGACGACUUCUGCAACCUCAUGGCGCGCGAGCUCAACGUGGUCGUCGCGUCCCCUUCGUACCGGCUAGCUCCCGAGCACAGACUCCCGGCGGCGUACCACGACGGAGCGGACGCUCUGACGUUUAUUAGAAAGUCCGACGACGAGUGGAUCAAAUCUCACGUCUAUCUCUUUAACGUGUUCCUCAGGGGGACAGGCUCCGGUGGUAACUUGGCUUACAGUGUCGGACAUAGAGUCACCAAUGUACUUGAUCCGUUACGUAUAUGUGGAUUGAUCAGACAUGUGAACGAUCAGGUUUUUCCGCCUGCUGUUGGAGACCUUUGUUGGGAGCUUUGUCUCCCUGUCGGAGAGAAUAGGGACCAUGCGUAUUCGAAUCCGACAAUGGGAGAUGGACUGGAGAUACUCGGAGCGUUGAAGUGGAAGGUGAUGGUGUGUGAAGGAGGAGGAGAUCCGAUGAUAGAUAGGCAUAGAAAUGUGGCGAAGUUGAUGAAGGAGAAGGGACUUAAGGUGGUGGAAUGUUUUAGCGACGGCGAUGUUCACGGUGCUGAGCUCGGUGAUCCGUCCAAGAGUGAAACUCUGUUUGCUUCCAUCAAAAGUUUCAUUUCAUCUACACCGUAUCGUUUUUAAAAAACAUCCAUAAAAUAAGGAGGCUUAUACUAGAGGCCCAUCCCAGCCCAAUAUCUUAAACCCGUUUAAAGAUUACCUUUAUCAUAAAUUAUGUAUUGGUUUGUGGAAAAAUUAUAAAUAAGAAGCCCAAGAGGCUGUCUCUCUCUUUUGUUAGACAUGUCUUGUUCUCUUGUAGAACAUGGCAUGGACAUUUCUAUACUUCAAUAUUGUGG